Molecule: messenger RNA, 7113 nt
Organism: Hypanus sabinus (Atlantic stingray)
Lineage: Eukaryota; Metazoa; Chordata; Chondrichthyes; Myliobatiformes; Dasyatidae
Gene: nbr1a
Product: NBR1 autophagy cargo receptor a
Exons: 22
Coding region: 345-3353 (1002 amino acids)
Biological process (GO): macroautophagy
Cellular component (GO): phagophore assembly site
Molecular function (GO): ubiquitin binding; zinc ion binding
Source: RefSeq, a predicted model, not a curated record
GAAGGUCAUGCUUUCACAUGAAAUUUGUAAUAUUGUGGGUGGAGUUUUCCUGUUACACCACAUUGCAUAGUCACUGUUCCAGUUGUUCGUGAUUUAGUAUCGUUUGUUGAUUUGUCAUCAAAGUUUAAACUAAUUAUGUUAUUUUAUAAUACCCGGAGGAUGGUCAUGUGAUGCAAGGGCAACCAGUUAGAAGCUGUGUUUACCUCGGCCCGUGGUGUGUGACGUUAUUUGUGUGAUGUAAACAGUGGAGAAGGUGGUUGAGGUUUGAUCGUCUCCGCCGAGGUUGACGGUUCAGUCGCCGCGAAUAAACUCACGGGUCGGUCUUGUGUGUGUUUGAGCGCACAAUGGAAGAACAGAUUAAAUUGUGUGUGACCUGUGGCGGAGAGACGCAAACUUUCCUGACGUGCGACUCGGUGAAGACGACAUGGGCGGACCUGGAAGAUAUGGUAAAAGUUUCGUUUGAUCUCAACAAUGUUCAAAUAAAGUACUUUGAUGAAGAUAACGAAGAGGUGUCUAUUAACAGUGCAGAGGAAUAUGAAGAAUUUAUAAAGAGUGCAAUUAAACAAGGAAAGCAGAUUCAAAUGAAUGCUUAUGAAAUAAACCUAAAGGAUAAAAUGGAAAACCAUACUUCAAAGAGAACAUUUGAAAAUAUCGAGUUGAAGGGAUCUCAGAAUAAGAAAGCUAAAAAAAAAGAAAUGAAGCAUCAUUCCCAAUUAGCUAAGGUUGUUGGCCCUGAGAUGAAGGUUUCGCAGGAACCUAAAAAUAAGGUGCUGCCAAAGGAUGCAAAUCAAACAAAGGAAAACUGGCAGCUGCCUCCAGUUUGGUUUACAGAAUACAUGGAAAUGUUCAAAGAAACCUUUGUAAGAGAAACUGUUGACAGGAUUUGUUGCAAUUUCUUUGAGAAAGUGAACAUUGAGCAGCGGGUCCGUCAUUCUCCCAAUGGCCUGGUGGCAUGUCCUACCCAAGUUCCAGAACUGCAAACAACACAAGUUAACUGCUAUGAUUGGCUCAUGACUUGUAGCAACUGCCAAUCUCAGAUUCGUGGAAUACGCUAUCAGUGCAGCAUUUGCCCUACUUACAACAUCUGUGAGGCAUGUGAAGCUGGUGACUAUAGACAUGAUCCUAAUCAUGCAUUGUUGAAAUUGAGAAAAGCCUUGACAUCAGCUGAAAUCCUACCUAUACAGUUUGGAAACAUGCAAACAAAUGUAGCAGAACAAACAAGGUUGCAGAAACAAAUAGAUAAAACUUUUCUAAAAGCUGAAAAGCAGAGACUCCGAGCAGAAAAGCGACAACGCAAAGCAGAGUUUAAGGAGAUUAAAAAGCAGCUAAAACUUCAGAAAAAGCAUUUGCAGUGGAAUGGAGUACACGUCAUGGAACAAUUAAGUGAACCCAUACAAGGGCCUAAAGGACUCCAGAAUGCUUCUACUAUGCCUGUUAUGUCAACAUUGAGUGCUGAAUUUGUGGAUGAGAAUUUUCCUGAUGGUAGUCAUCUUCAACCAGCAAUCAAAUUUAUCAAGCAGUGGCGAAUGAAAAACACUGGCACUGCUAAUUGGACAUCUGCCACAAAACUUCAGUUCAUGUGGGGUAAUCUCACACAGGCCUUUUCUGAUAAAAAGGAAGUAUCUGUUCCAUUCCUACAACCAGGAGAGAUUGGUGUUGUUUCAGUGAAAUUUGUUGCACCAGAAUCUGAAGGCACUUAUACUUCACACUGGCGCUUGGCUCAUAAAGGGGAACAGUUUGGACCUAGAGUAUGGUGCAGCAUUGUUAUUGACUUUCCAUUACCCACUGGAGCUGCAAAUGUGACCCCAGAUUUGAAGGCAAACUCUUUCUUGGCACCAAGGGCAAGGUUUCCUAAAAAUCGGGAAGAAGUUCCCUUGGCUUCAGAGACUCAGGAUCAACCUGUUCCAGAAGAAGAAACCACAGUAAUGAUAACUACAAAAAAGCCAUUUGUGACGGCAGACUCUGGGAAGUAUCCAAUUGCAUUGGAGAUUGAGGAAGCAGAGGCAGCAAAAACAGCAACUAUAGCAUUGCCCAAGCUUAAGCAUAAGGACCAGAAUAGGGAAUUUUACACAUUGAUGCCAUCUGUAGACCUUCUGACUGCACAGGACCUGCUUUCAUUUGAACUAUUGGACAUAAAUAUUGUGCAGGAAAUGGAACAUGUUCCAAACAAUACCCCAGUUGAUAUGACCCCAUGCAUGUCACCUUUACCCUAUGAUGGUCCACUAAUUGAGAAGCCCGGUCUUGUUCAGAUUGAAGAGGAAAAUGAAGCUAACUUCAAGUCACGGUUGGAUCAUCCUCAUUUAGAGGAAGGAGAGGAGGACAUCAGUGGGACUCAAUUUGUUUGCGAGACUGUUAUCCGUUCUCUAGCUUUAGAUGAGACUCCUGAUUUGGUCCCACGCCGCAGGGGUAAAGCAGACAACACCUCCCAGGAAAUGCAAGAAAUCUCCAGCUCUGCUAUUAAUAACACUGAAUGUACAGCUGACCAAAUCACUGUGACAACAGGGCAGUCAAAACUUUGCACUGAGAUACCUCAGGAUAAAGAUAACAUUGAAUCUGAUGCAGCUGAUGAUGUCAGUGAAUGCUUUGAAGAAGAGAAGUAUGAAAUAGAAAGUCAGGGGUCUUCUGACUGUUCUGAGGACUACAUUAUCAUCUUACCUGAAUGUUUUGAUACAAGUCGUCCUCUAGGAGACUCAAUGUAUAGCUCUGCCCUUUCCCAGCCAGAAGACGAGGAGGAGGAGGAGGAGGAGGAGGAGAUAGAAGUGGUAUCCGAUGCGGACGUCUCUGAGAAUGAAAACGCUGUCAGUGAAAACAAGUCUCAGUUGCAUAACAUUAAUGAUGUAUUUUGUAUAUCUCAGACAUUGGAAAUGGAGCCCCUUAAACCAGAAGUGCUGUCUGCUCCAUUGCACGAACAAAGGAAUGAUGCUGGAACUUUAAAUUCAAGUGAGGUUCACUCUGAUGUGCCAGAAAUGCCUGAGGUAGAGAAUCCACCAGUUAAUUCAACUGUUCAUCAACAAAGAAAUGUGUCCACAGCUUUUGAAGUGGAAUGUGCAGAAGGACCCAGAACCAUGAAUAAUCAACUUCAAUGUCCACAUUUAAGACACCAUAGUGGCAUUGCUGGUGAGCUAGUGAAAGGAGCACUGUCUGUGGCGGCUUCUGCCUAUAAAGCUCUUUUUGCAGGGGACACCAGUGUGGUACAGGCUGAAGCACACUUGAUGGAUAUUCUUUUUGAAAUGGGAUUUUGUGACAGACAACUAAAUAUAAAACUCCUCAAGAAACAUAACAACAACCUCAUUGAAGUUGUCAAUGAACUUCUGCACAUCAAUGAAAAUGACUGGUUCACUGGACGCCACUAAAUAAACAUGAGAGACAUGGACUGCCAUUUAAUUAAUGUGGACCUCUUGUGUGUGCUAAAAGGAAAUUUUACACAAUAGCUGUAAUGGAAGACAUCCACAGGACGAUAUGAUAUUCUGUGAAUUCAUUAUCAGCAAGAUGUUGAGCUUGUUUAAUAUUGGAGGGGAUAUAUUUUUCCACUCCACAAUUUAGAUGUGGGGUUAUAUAGUGUAAAAAAAAAACUUGUGGAUUAACAAAAAAUCCAAAAGAAAAGGGAAUCACAAUGUGUCUCAGUCUGAUAAAUUUUGGAAAAGCCACAUUGAUGCUGAUUUCACGAUGAGUUACACGACUCAAAAGGCAUUAAGGAUCACUAUAUUUUGAAAUGUAAUAAUCAGAGUUGGACUGUGUACAAUGGAAUACUGUACUAUAGGGAACCGAUUAGUUAACAUAUAUCAAUGCAAUGAGUAUACCUAAGAGGGCUCAGUGUCAGGAAUAUGAUUUUAUACUUGCAUUGUAGCAUAUUGUACUUGAGAGAGAAACAAUUGAAACUUUAUUUUAGAUCAGCUUGGAAGCAGUGCAAACCUAGUUCAUAAUCAAUGUUUGCUUAUACAUUGAUACUUCAUACAAUGGAAGCCUGCAGCAGCAAAUAACCGUUAGAGAUACUCAUAACAGGUCUUCUUUUGGAAAUGUAUUAUUGGAUUAUGAGAAGUAGAAUAUAAUGCGUAAUGUUUGUGUACUAAAUUAUCUUUCAGCAGCCAAAUUGUGCAUAUCAUAAAAUUAAUUAUUGCAAUCUAAUGCAGAAAGAUAAAUUUAAUUUGAUACUUUACUGCUGAAAGAAAAUUUCAUGCUUUCCCUAGACAUAUUUCUUUUUUCAAAUACUACCUGUAUUGGAAAUUGUAGGUUUUGAUCAUUGCCACAGCAUUUGUUGUCAGCUUCUAUGUGCUUUGAAGGAUUUAGUUUCUGGUAAAUCAGUUUUAGUUCUAUUGGAUAGUUGAUAUUUUCUUAAGUUCUGAUUAUGUUUUGAUUCUGGUCAAAAGCUGCAGGGAAUAAUGCUUGUAUUGAAAUUCAUGUAGGUGGCCUCUCAAAGCUACAUAGCACCUUUGUUUUUAAAAAAGAUCUAUUAUUAUUUCAAGGCUGAGAUAGAUUAACAGCUGCAUAUUAAUUCAGCUGAGGUUUCCAAAUCUAAGAGCUAGAAUUUGCAACUGUUGCAGUAUACUUACUUCUGCUUGCCCUAUUGAGCAGCCAUAGGCCGCUGACAGCAGCUUGCCAAAGUCCUCUGUCCUGGGCUUGGGAUUGUCUAUGGUGGAGUUGUUAAAACUUAGUUGACUAUAAUUAUAUUCUUGAACUAAAGCUUUUAUUUGUCCUGGAAGACAUGGUGGAUUUUUUUGGCAGUGUUUAAUUAAAUGUUCCUCAAAAAAGUUCAGCUAACUUGGAAUGAUAAUAUUUUUAAUGCAUCCAAGUUACGUGCGUAUUGUGGCAAUGGAGCCUUCAUUCAAAAGUUUAACAUUUAUACUACAUUACAGUCCUAAAGCAUUAAUUAUCAAGGCCUACACAAGUGCAUAAACACAUAAUUAUUCUUGUUAUGUAGACUCAUAGAAUCAAGGAUGACUUGUUUCCAUUUUAAUUCUGAGGAGCAAAAGAUGUCUGUGCAUUUAUAUAAAGUAACUAAAUGCAUGGUUACAUGUCCUCUUCUGUUUCUUCUCUACUUCACCUGACCUUGCUUCCCAAUCCUACCCCUGUCAGAUGCUCACUGUCGCUGGGAUGUCUUUGUCCCACUCUCCCUCUUCAGGCUCAACCCCAAUAGCAGCACCCACACUGUCUGAAGUCUCCAGCCUAGGUGUACACUAUUCCAGCUAAUUUGGCUUACCGAACACAUAUGUAAAUUUGUCUCCCAUUAUUGUUGUAUUACUCUUUUGCCAUGCUGAAAAAAAUAAAAAUAAAUACAAAUUCUGCCCUCAUAUUUGCUGUCACCUAAUGACUUCCAAAGAUUAUAUAGUUUUAUUCAUUGCACAUCACAAUGUCUACAUCCAUAAAGUGAGAAUAGAAAAUGAGACUUUCACAAUUUCUUCGAGUGCAUCAAAAAUGUCUUUUGCAUUUGGAAUGAACUUUGUUUACUUUCAUUCUAAAGGAAUAAUUUAACUUCAAAGCGAUUGUUCUGUAAGAGGAAUAUUGUUGAAGUUUGGGUUGCGAGUUGUACUGCACCAAGGGACGCUAAAGCAGAACAAUUCUUCAUCUGUUCCAUGGGUCAAUUUCAGUUGCAGUGGAAUGAAGGAGAUGUUCACCAUAUUUAUGGUUUUAUGCAAGGUUCCACAAAAGACUUGAAUUUUUUUUUUAAUUUGGUGAUAUAAAAACAUAUAAAAGCUGGAAUUACAUGGGUAGUAGUACAACCCAGGCUGUUGCUUCAUUGAGAAAGUCAUGAAUAACCCUGUAAUCUUCACAAAUUACUUUUUACUAGUGUAUUUUUCCUUGGCACAUCUUUCUCUGCUAAAACCUAUAUUGACUGAAAUUAUACCUCAAUGGUUGAGUCAGUGUGUCAAGGACAACUGUUGCUCGGUUCAUUCAAAAAGUCAAGAUGGUGUACGGAAUAUUGAAGUGUCAUCCUAAUUUUGGAUUAAUGAAUACUUUAACCUUUUAACCUCUCUUCUCAAUAAAAUUUUAGGGUAAAAAUAGCUCAGCAUUUCUUUUCUGCAGUUUUGUCAUUAGUAACAACAUAAAAUGAAAUGCUUUAAACUGAUUUAAAAAUGGGAAAUAAAUGGACAAAUAAUCCAAUGUUCAAAAGUUACUAUUUACAAUUAAUAAAUUUUGAUUUGUAGAUUGCACCAAUAUUUACAUGAUGCAAUGUUGUUAUACAUUUUUUAUCUUGUUCAAAAAUAACACAAGAAACUACUACACCUUUAGCUGCUGGUGGGGUCAAGCAUGUAGCAAGUUGCAUUGAAGAGAUAGUGAUAUGGCAAUGAAAAUGUUUUGGGUUUGAUUUGCAAUCUACAGUUUUACACUGUACCCCUAUGUACCAAAAUGUGUGUUCAGAAAAUUUUGUGGUUAACUUACUGUCUUUGAAAUGGGUUACAAGUGUGCUCUGGGAUGGAAAGAGAAAAUCAGAUUUUCUUGAAACUAUAUACCCUUUCACUACAAGACGUCUUGGAGGUUAACUGUGCUGUUUUUUUUAAAAAAGCCCACCAGAAUAACUUUUGCACAACACAAAAGCAUUGACAUCAUUUAAUUCAAUGGUGUAAAGUUGUAACACUUUUAGCAUCUUAUCAGUAUAUUAGCAUGAUGUAUAGCUCUGAUAUAUGUUGAUCUAGUAUUGCACAGGGGUGUCUUGGCUCAACAGGUAUUUUAUAUUGACAAUAGUUUACAGAGCGAGACUUCAAACCAAACUGGAUUCACACUCACAUUUAGCUAAUUAACAGGUUACUUUAGUACUAUUUCAUCAUUGGAAUAAGAAUCCAAAGAGAGGCAGAUAAUAAACUGGAGUCAAAAUUAUAUAACUAUGCUUCAAAUGUCUGAUAGAUGCACCAAGAAAGGAUUGGAUCCAUUGAACUAUUUUGCAGUCUUUAUUGCAGAAUUUGCAAGAUUUAAAGUUAAUGCUUUGGUAACUUCUGAUAGAUUUAUUUGCACAUUGUCUACAUUUGCAUGUAACUGUCUUCAAGCCAAUUUUAGAGUAUGUAUUAUUGCACACAUUACUCCAACAUUCUUUAUAAAUGUAUUUUUCUGUUCCUUUGAAAAGUGAUGUAAAUGUAAGUAGAUUCCUUUUAGAUUAAUAAAGAUAUUGAUUAAAAAGUU